AAUAUACAUUGUUUUUACAAUGACUUAGUUCAAAAUGGAACUGACGACGCAAUCAAUGAUUUUUUUCGGAAGAAAGUCGAUAAAAAUUUCUUUGGUGAUUAUUUUCGGGGUAUGGAUCGUGACUCAAUUGCUUCAGAAAAUGCAAAUGACUAUAAGCUGUUUCCAGCAAUGAGAACACUGUGCCAAAAACAUGAAGUAAACGCACCAUCAACGGCUGGACUUACAAAUUCGCUCAAAUAUGGAAUGCAAGCCUUUUUUACAAAUUUCGAAAACAAUAUGUGGAUGCAUGCAUACAGUCGUAUGAAGCGAUUCCUGUUGCACAUAAAUUCCGAUCGAAAAAAGGUUCACAACACUCUGGAUUAUUUGUUCAAAGAAAAGUCUUCAUGCGAACCGGAUCAAGAUCUGUUGGAUGCAAUUGUUUCAAUUCUACGCCCAAUCGAUUGGAAAGACAACGGAAAAGCUUAUUUCUUUGGAAUGAAGUCAAAUUGGCAUAAAUUCGUGCCGCUGUUCAUUAGACUGCAAAGUUACAUCUGUGAACACAAUAAACAAUUUGAGCCAAAGAAACCAAAAGAGGUAAAACAAAAGUCGAAACAACAGCCGCAACCACGCAAAAAUAACAACCGAAAGCGUGUCAUCAAGCGUAAACGCAAAAUCAAGAAGCGAAAACGUGAUAAAAAUGCGCCAAAGAAAAUAACAAAUUUCACUGUCAUCCCCCAGCAAACGUUUAAGCGACAUCACAUUUGCAUUGACAAUGAAGAACUGCUUGCCAUGGUGAAGCAAAUUGAUCCAGAGAAAGUGCAAAAAACCGGGAAAAAGAAGGAUGAAAAUGGAAAACGGAUCAAAGUGUUCAAAGUGUAUGAAGAUUUAAAACCAAAGGAUUGGCGUGAUUUGUGGCAAACAUACUUUGAUUUUGGUUCUGAUUCGAAAAAACCAUUGGAGCGAAAAAAGCCACGAAGACCAGGUGCUGCUUCUAUUUCAUUUGCUAAUUUUAUUCGUACUGAUGGUGUUUCAGCAUCUUUAACAAUGGAUCGAACCAAAAUGAUUGUGCCCAAAAGUGAAGAGCAACGCAAAUUAGAGCUGCAAGAAGCAUUACGCAAUUGUGAACAAGAAUAUUCGUUCGAUGUUGGUCUGAAACUGUCGGUUGGCGGUAUUCGAUAUGAUCGUUCGGAUAAUUCGGAAACCAAUUAUCGACUCCCAUCGACAAAAUUCCAUUUCGAAACCGGUUGCUACAAACGCAAGAAAAAAUUGGAAAAUAUGACAAAAGUGAUUGAUGAAAAAAUGCGCCUCCAUCGAGAAUCACUGGCAGAACAACCAGGUCCACGAUCCAAAGAUUUCGUCGCGUAUGCUGACCACAUAUUGAUGCAUUUCAAUGAAAAGAUUGAAGCAUAUUGUCAAUACAAUUAUGCUUUGCAAUCGUUGCUAAAGUAUAUGGUGGUCAACCGAUAUUGCAGCAAACUCGCGAAAGAAAUGGUGAAUGGCAAAAAGACGUUUGUAUUCGUAGGCGAUUGUUUUCUACCAGGAAAUUCGAUAGCAAAAGGAUACCUGCGAACAAAUAUUCGUAUGCUCUUCGACAAAUUAAAACAAAUGCGCAACUGUACAGUGCACAUUGUAGAUGAAUUUCGAACAACGAAAUUAUGUUCACGGUGCUUUAAAGUGCUUGCUCCGGCUAUUCGCAUGGGAAUUGUUGAUAUGAAACAUCGAUUCUUUACAUGCAAGAAAUGUGAGCCAGCACAAAAUUUGCCGCCUGAAUAUCCAGCAUUUCCAGCAGUUCAAAUUUCAUCGCAGAAAUCCAAACGAUUAUUGACAGUGCAACGAAAUAUGCGACCAAAUGUCGGUGUACGCCAAGCAUCAAAACUACGCAGAUACGAAGUUAAUUUGCAAGUACGUGAUAUCACAUGGAAUCGAGAUGUAAAUGCAGGCCGUAAUAUCCGAUACAAAGGCUGGUGUGAUGUCAUGAACUGGGAUCUUCACGAAAAUUUUGAUCGCAACUGAAAACUAUGAAGCCAAACAAAUCAAAAAAUUCAACGGCUCAGAAUGAGUCUUUCCAAGGUCAAGCUCUUUGGAGCGGGAGCUUCGGCUCGUGAUCUGCAACUGCUACUUUGUAAGAAUCACAUUUUAUUAGUUUGAAAUAGUUUAUUCAUACAUCGGAU
Molecule: messenger RNA, 2150 nt
Organism: Contarinia nasturtii (swede midge)
Lineage: Eukaryota; Metazoa; Arthropoda; Insecta; Diptera; Cecidomyiidae
Exons: 5
Coding region: 112-1992 (626 amino acids)
Source: RefSeq, a predicted model, not a curated record